ACCGGAGGUUUCCCGCCCGGAUGAUGCAUGUGAUGUCAAAGAGGGGUUUUUUAACAAUGACCACUACGAACGAAGGACCAACGACGGUGAAGGAAAAGAAGGAGUAGGAGUAGGAGCGAAUUCGGACGGAAUCGAAUGAUUUCGAGAUCGAGAAUGAGACAAAGGGGAGCACUUAGACAAUUCACUUUGAGUACAGGGAAGUCUGCUGGUAGGAAUUCUUCAGGGCGUAUUACGGUUUUUCACCGAGGGGGUGGAUCGAAGCGAUUGCAGCGAAGAAUUGAUCUGAAACGAAGCACUUCGUCUAUGGGCAUUGUAGAAAGGAUAGAAUAUGAGCCUAAUCGUUCUUCUCGGAUCGCUCCAGUACGAUGGAUUGAGGGGGUCAGCCCGAGGAAAUUGAACACGAUAGAGGAGUUCGCUCCGCCGCCUAAGAUCCUCGAACCUACCACGACCACCAUCCGCGGCCUAUUUUCGUUCUCUUCCCUGCCCGGAAAGGAUGAUAAAAUAAAGGUAGCUCUCUGUCUUUGCUUUUUUAAAUCUUUCACGCUAUUGUUGAUAAGUCAAGGCCUUGGGGCCUGGGCCUUGACUUGGUGCCCCCUAUGCUUUCCAUUUGUGGACUUGAUGGAUUUUAUCCUUUCAACCAUGGAUGGACUUCCUCUUUCCUUCGGAGGAAAUGGGAGUGGUGGUACUAGCUCAUCGAAGGGGUUAGAUUUUGAUCUCAAUUUGCCCCCUCAAACAGAUCCGGAACCCGCGCCCCCUGAACCAUCCUCGGAGGAGGAAGAAAGUCGAAGGGAACGGGAGCUUCGGGCCUCAAAAGAAUAUAAAGCUGUCGAAAGGCACAACGAGAAGCGUGACAGAGGCAUCAAAGAGAUCGGCCAACGAGCGAAGGAAAUCGCUCAGGAGAGGGGAUUUAGCCCCGGCAAAUGCGAUGCGGUGGAAGACGCCGCAAACUAUGUGGCCUUGCAGGCCGAAGACUUAGAAGAAAAGAAACAGCUCCCCUUUCUUAAGAGGACAAAAGGGAGCCUAAAUAACUGGAACAGUUACACCUGGCGUGAGAUCUUAGAUCAUGUCAAAAAAUGGCGACCAGGAGACUAACUAUAUUCUAGUGCUUUGAGGACCCAGAAAAGGGGAAGGACCUUGCACACCCCACAAAGGAAAGGGCUCGUCGAAGGAGAUGCAUUUCAGGUACUGGUAGUACUGGACAAGCUCUCAGGG
This is a messenger RNA of Rhodamnia argentea, 1212 nucleotides long. RefSeq lists its product as uncharacterized. Gene Ontology annotation, molecular function: structural constituent of ribosome; RNA binding. Gene Ontology annotation, biological process: cytoplasmic translation. The record is from RefSeq and is a predicted model, not a curated record. Lineage: Eukaryota; Viridiplantae; Streptophyta; Magnoliopsida; Myrtales; Myrtaceae. The transcript is spliced from 2 exons. Bases 136 to 1092 code for a protein of 318 amino acids. Gene Ontology annotation, cellular component: ribosome.